UGAAACAAGGAGGAGCCAACUGUCUACAAUGCCUACUUCCAAAGUCCAGCCAUAUCACGCUGGUGAUGGUGCCCUGCCAAGGUCGCCCCUGAAAAUGCCAGAGGGGCUCAAGACCAAAGUAGUUGCCCCACGGAACCCCAAACUAGUGGGGUGGGAAGACAGGCCCAGGAAGGUUCUUCCGUCUGAGUUUGCCCGUGAGAUGUCCCUGUCCACAGAGGAGAAGCUGGCCAGCAUUCAUGUCAUGCACCCGCCACGCAUCCUGGAGCUGCUGGACAUGAGCGAGACCACACAUCAGAAGUUUUCCUCGGUCGACGUGGACCAGGCUCUGUUCCAGCCGUUUCCCUCAGAGAUCAUCUUCCAGAACUACUCUCCCUCAGAAACCUACCAGAUCCCCCUCACCCUCCGCAACAACGACAAGAUUCCUCGGCUGGUGAAGGUCAUGGAGGAGGAUUCCCUGUACUUCCGUGUGGUCAGUCCAGUGGAUGUGGGCAGCAAAGUAGCUCCAGGGAUGGCCUCCAUUUUCACUGUGCUCUUCUCCCCUCAGGAGAACAAGGACUACCUUCACAGGGUUGUCUGUGUGACAGAGAGGGAGAAGUUUGAGGUUCCGAUUCGGGCGAUCGGAGCAAGGGCUGUCCUGGAUUUCCCUGAUCAGCUGCACUUUCCCGUCUCUCCUGUGAAGGCCGUGGCUCAACGAACCUUACUGGUCAGGAACAUAGGCAACACAGAAGCCAGGUUCCAGCUACUCACACACAGCCCUUUCUCAGUGGCGCCCCCUUUGGGAACAGUGGCAGUAGGAGCCAGCAUACAGGUGUCAGUGGACUUCCUCCCCAAGACUUCUGGAGACCACUGCCAAGACCUGCAUCUCCACUACCACACAGGGGAGGACGUGUGCCUGCGGCUGUACGGCGCGGCAGCAGACGUGAACGUGAGGCUGGAGCGGAGCUCCGUCAUGGUGGAGAGGACGUUCGUGUCCCUGUCCAGCCAGCGCGCCGUGGCCCUCCUCAACAGGAGCGACGCGCUGCUGCACUACCGCUGGAGCGCCUUCGCCAGCGAGGGGGAGGAGGAGGAGCUCAAGCUCAGCGAGUGCAAGGAGUUGUACCAGGAGCAGGAGGAUGAAAUGGAGAACUUCCUGUCCGAGUGUGACGCCGACCCCACCGUGCGAGACCGCCUCUCUCUGCUCUCCAGAACCUUCCAGGAGCGACGCCGGCAGCUGCGCCAGGACCACCCGGCCCUCUUACACAGCCACAUCACAGUGGAGCCCCUGGAGGGGGACAUCUGGCCCAACUCCUCCGCAGACAUCAGCAUCAUCUUCAAACCACGGGAGGCCACCGCUUACCAGCUCACGCUCUACUGCGACAUCACAGGUCGCGAGUCUCGCCUGCCUUUAAGGAUCAAGGGGGAGGGGGUCGGCCCCAAACUCCAGUCCAACUUUGAUCUCCUCGACAUGGGCAACAUCUUUGUGGGCUCCAAGCACAGCUAUGAGGUGCUGCUGUCCAACCAGGGGCUCAUCACCGCCUCCUACAGUGUGGAGAGUCCAAGUUCAGCCUUCGGCCGCUGUUUCUCCUUCUGUCCAGCAGAGGGCGUGGUUCCCCCUGGGAAGUGCCACGCCCUGGAGGUCUGCUUCUCCUGCAGCACCCUGGGAAAUUUCUCAGAGGAAAUCCUCUUGACUGUGAUUGGAAACCCUCAGCCCCUGACCCUCACCUUCAGGGGGCGUGUGAUGGGCCCCACCUUCCACUUCAGCAUCCCAGAGCUCACAUUUGGAGACGUGUCUUUUGGCUUCCCUCACACCCUGACCUGCAGCCUCAGUAACACCUCCCUGGUUCCCAUGGCGUUUGCCCUGCGUGUCCCCGGGGAUGGCGACGGAGCCCCCAGCGUGACCAGCGUCUCCCAGGUGGCCGACCUGUCCCGGGCGGACUGGCCGUGCAGCAGCGCCGAGGGCAGCAGGCCGGCCGAGUUCAGCCUCAGCCCCCGCUCGGGCACAGUGAGGCCCCAGGGCCAGAUGUCCAUUCAGGUGACACUGUGUUCUAACAGGGUGCGGAGCUACCGUCUGGCACUGGUGGUGGAUGUGGAGGGAGUGGGGGAGGAGGUGCUGGCCCUGCCCAUCACAGCCAGGUGCGUCGUGCCUGAGGUUGUCGUGGAAACCUCAUUGCUAGAGUACCACGGCUGUUUCCUUGGUUACCCAUACGAGCAAAUGUUGAAGCUUAUCAACAGCAGUGACCUCCCAGCCUGCUAUGGCCUCCUCUUCCAGGAGUACGAGGAGAGGCCGGCGCUGGUGUACUCCAGCGCCCACCCCAGAGGGGUGGUGCAGCCCGGCAGUGCUGUGGAGAUCCCCCUCGUCCUGCAGGCCAAGGCUGUGGGGCGGCUGCAGCACACCGCUCUCAUCGCUGUGUUUGGCAGGAAGGAGCCCCCUCUGGAGGUGUUGCUGUCCUGUAUUGGGAAGGGUCCUGAGGUGCUUGUUGCGACCACACAUCUCGACUUUGGCUCCAUCCCAGUGUUGACGGAUGUUUCUAGAACCCUGCAGCUGUGUAACGAGUCUCCCAUCCCAGCGCUCUUCUCAGCACAGAUGGGCCGCAGCAGGUCUCUGUGGAGGGUGGAGCCCAGCGAGGGUGUGGUGUCUCCAGGGAGCCAGCUGGAGCUGAGAGUGGUGGCCCACCUGGACGACACCCUGCGCUUCCACGACCACCUGCUGCUGCUGGUCCAAGACAGACAGCCACACCGCAUCUCGCUGCUCGCCAAGGGGACCGGCACCACCAUCGUCACAGACCGACCCUUCGCCCCGAGCCUGGACCUAGGGGCCCACUUCAGCUCUGGGCCGUGUCAGUACCACCUCAGACUGACCAAUCGUGGCCGGCGUUCUCACCAGCUGUACUGGACCAGCGAGGGGUUUCCUGUGUUCGCUCGCAGGGGCUCACGAGAGUCCAGGGGCCCCGGCCCCGUGUUCAGCAUCAGGCCCCCCCGCAUGGAGCUAGCGCCCGGACACUCUGCUGACAUCGUGUUGGAGGGCUCUUUAGACAGCCCCAAGCUGGUGCGGGAGCGCCUGGUGUGUCAGGCCAUCCUGGGCCACCAGAGUGGGACGGAGCGCAUCCUGACGGUGGACGUGACCUGCAGCUUUGUGGCUCCCGUUCUCCACAUCUCCUCUCAACAGCUCAACUUCUACCUGGAGAAGGCCCCAGGAGUGAGUUUGGCCCCCCAGUACCAGAAGCUAAUCCUGCGGAACGUGUCGUCCCUGCCCCUCUCCCUGGAGCUCUCUCUGGCCAGGCCGUUUGGACUGUGUGGCUGGCAGAACGACUCCAAUCCUGUCACCUCCAAGAGCCUGGUGAUGGGGGUGAACAUGCAGGCAGAGCUGUGGGUGCGCUUCGAGCCGUCGUACCGGGAGGACCGUGUGUCGCGCGUGGCGGAGGAGGAGCUGCGGGUGCAUUACCGGGAGCACCCCCGGCAGGACUCGGUGGGGCUGCGGGGCGAGGUCCACUUCCCCAACCUGCUCUUCUCCAGCACCGGCCUGGACUUUGGCUGCGUGCUCAACCACACGGAGAGCCAGCGGCAGCUCACCAUGACCAACAGCUCCCCACUGGCCGUGGCCUACCGCUGGGCCUUCCUGGUGGACCAGCACCGCUACGCCAUCAGGUUCUCUGGGCAGCAGGAGAAGGAAGGGAGGGAGGAGGAGAGAGAUGUGCGACCUGAUUGGUCCAAGAGGACAAACGAUGACAUCCGUGUGGAUUCUAACAGGAAGGGUGACGGUUCCCAGCUGUCCCUAGACGAGGGCGAGACGGAGAAGACCGACCUGGAAAAUGACACCAAGGAAGGAGGGGGGUCCCCAAAGGAGACCCCCUCUCCCUCCUCCUCUCCCCCGGCCCCCCGCAUCUUCCCAGAGGGGAGACACUCUCCCCACGCCCAGUUUACCACCCCCAACACCCCCAACAGCGUUGGCGUGGAAGAGGUGUUUGACAUCCUGCCUAUCUACGGGCUGCUGCAUCCAGGACAGAGCCAGCUGGUCACCUUCUCCUUCUACGGCCACGCCCACGUCCGGGCGGAGGUGAUGGCGCUGUGCGAGGUGGAGGAGGGGCCCACCUAUGACAUCACACUCAAAGGAGAGGCCUCAUUGGUGGCCUACAGCCUGGACACCAGACACCUGGACUUUGGGCUCCAGCUGUUUGACCAUGUUGCCGAGGCAGAGAUGACCCUGAGCAACACAGGCAGGGUGGGCUUCCAGUUCAGCACCCUGCAGGAGGAUCUGAACCCUGGAGACCCCCAGCCUGGCCAGCCCCUCGUCCUCCCAGCCUCGGGCUACGUCGAGGCUGGUUCCUCCCAGACCCUGCGUGUGUGCUACCUUCCUGGGGUCCCGGAGGUGUUCCUCAAGAGCUUCCAGCUGCAGGUGGCCUUCUACCAGCCGGAGAACAUCUCUGUCACAGGGGAGGGGGUCUUCCCUCGCCUCUGUAUGGACCUGCCCCGACAUCUUGACGAGGACAGGUACAGUGAGGUGCUGAGGAGGGCCAGAGGGGUACUGGAGGAGGAGAGGGCAGCAGAGGAGAGCAGGCCCGCUACAGCAGAAUCCCUGCUGCCUGACCAAGACUACGUCCCCACGUAUGACGGCCUGCUGCAGCUGGAGGUGGAGAGACUGCUGGUGAAGGAGCAGGCUGCUGUGGGCUGGAGCCAGGAGAACACCCAGCCCACCUGCUCCAUCAGCAGGUGGCGCAAGAAGCUCAGCAGGUUCCUCCUGCCUGAGUACCUGCUGGACUUUGGCUUUGUCAUCCAUGGGACGGUUCCCACCCACAUCGUCAAGGUGACCAACACGGGGCCUGCCGCUGUGUCCUUCCGCGCUGACCGACGCCCCCUCACAGGCACAGGCUUCAGCACAGAGCUGGACAGAGUGAAGAACCUUCCGUACUGUAAGACCGAGACGUUCGAGGUGAAGUUUGACCCCCGAGGAGCCAACCUGGAACUGGGGGCCGUCAGCUGUGUCCUGCCCAUCCAGGUGGCCGGGGGCCCUACGGUGCAGGUGAAUCUGCGUGCCGUCGCCACGAUGCCCUCCCUGGUGGUUUCCACGGAUACGCUGCGGUUUGACCGCGUGCAGUGUGGGAUGUGCCAGGUGCGCACCGUGCAGCUGUCCAACCCGGAGCCGGUGCCCUGCCAGUGGAGCAUCGCUGAGGAGGAGCGCCCCAGAGUGAAGCUGGACAAGCACCUGCCCCUGCACCUGAGAAGGAAGGAGAAGAGGCCUUCUCCGGUGGUGUUUGAGAUGCUGCCCUCGGCUGGCCUGCUCUACCCUGGAGACAGAGUCAACGUCCAGGUCAAGUUCGGCCCUGUGGAGGGGCGUGCAUACAGCCAGCGGCUGGUGGUGUGUGUGCAGCAGAGCAGCAGGUGGGCGGGGCUGCAGGUGCAGGGCGAGGGGGACGAGCCCCGGCUGGACUGGUCGUCCUCCAAGCUGGAGCUGGGCCCCACCCUGCCCCUCAGCGCUGGCCAGGGGGCCCAGCUGCUGGUCAGGAACCCCUGCCCCUUCCCCAUCGAGUUCUACUCCCUGGAUUUCGACAAGCAGUACCUGGAGGAGGAGAAGAUUCUCCGGGUGAUGAAGGGCUAUGAUGAGCAGAACGUCCUGCUGCUGCCCCCACGGUCUGCUGGAGACACCCUGCCCCCUGAGCUGCUGCAGCACUACAGGGAGCACCACACUGACCCAGCCGAGCCUGAGUCUGGCCCCAAGGACCAGGACUCCCCUGACUCAGCAGGGGGGGGGGAGGGCCAAGAGGAGGAGCUAGCCGUCACGCCGGCCGACCAAUCCCAGGAGGAGGAGAGGGAGGAGUUCGGGAGGGCUCCGCCCUCCAAGGAAGGGACUCCAUGUGGAGCAGAGCUGAAGGAGGACAGUGAGGGCGGCAGCAGCGUGGGCCAGCUGGAGGACAACCCCGUGUCCAGAGCCAUCGCUCGCCACAUGGGCAUCGACCUCUCCCCCGAGGGCCUGGCCGCACGCAACCGCCGCAGCAUCGCCGUCGUCGUACACGGAGCGCCCCUCUCAGGUAAGACGGCAGCGGCGGUGGCGCUGGCCCGGCGGUACGGAGGGGCGUGUCUGAGCCUGGACGCCGUGCUGCAGGAGGCCGUCUGCAGCGGGGCCACACCCACGUGCCUGCAGGCCAGGGAGCUGUGCGCCCGCGCCGCCAUGGAGCGCGCUCAGAGGAGGCGGGAGGAGGCCGCCCAGGCAGCAGGGGAGCUGAGUGCAGCAGCAGGUCUGAGUGUGGAGGCGGUGGCCAGACACACAGCAGAGGGCAGCCAGGCCAGUGAGCCCCAGGGCCCCUCCUCCUCCCUCUCCACACGCAACAAGAACAGCCUGCUGGGCAGGAGGGCUGACGGCUCACAGCCCACCCUACCUUCUCUGGCUGGGCAGCGUCAGCUCAGUGCCAGUGAGAGUCAGCUGGCAGAGCUGGGGCUGGUGAGCUGCUGCCUCCCUGAACACAUACUGGAGGACAUCCUGGCAGAGAGACUACAGCUGAGCGACUGUCACCGUGGCGUUGUGAUUGACGGCUUGGAGACGGCGUAUGGUCGAUCGCUGAGCAGCACCCUGCAGGUGGUCCUGAAGGCCUUCAACAACCGGCAGCACAUCUACCUGGUGGACCUGCACAACUCCUACCCUGCCUUCAGAGCCAGGGAGAGGGCCCAGAGAGACGCAGAGGAGGCUGGUCAGAGGGAGCAGGCUGACAGGGAGAAGCAGCACCUGCAGGAGAUGGACGAGGAGGAGUACGACGCUCUGCCAGAGCAGGAGAAGGAGCGCAUCCACCUCAGACAGCUGGCAGCCCUGAGGGAACGCAGACGGAGGGAACAGGAGCGGGCGGACUGGGAGCAGGAUGAGAGGAGGCACCAGGAGGAGAUGGAGAGACUGAGAGAGGAGGAGGAGAUGAAGAGGAAGAACAAGAAAGGCAAGAAGGAGCCUCCUAAAGACACAGACUCCUCUGGGAAGAAGAGCCAGCUGGGAGGGAAGCAGUCGGCCACUGCUCUGCGCUCAGACACCAAGCUGGACCACCCUGUGAAGGACAUGAAGAAGAUGUCUUCCUGCGCGGAAGGGAAGGAGUGCAAAGAGUCCCCUCUGGAGGGCAGCAGAGAGGGAGAGGAGGCGCAGAAGAAGAGGAGGCCCAGAGAGGGGAAGCCAGGAGGGCUGGAGGAGUCCCCACUGCCUGGAGACGACCCUGAGGCAGAACCUUCUAGUGAAGAGCCCCACGGCCUGCAGGCCAGGUUCCGUGUGUACGAGCAGAGCCAGCCCCACCUGCUGCACAUCCUGCAGUACUGGGACCGCGCCCAGGGCCUGCUGGCCCUGCCCUUCCUCCCCGAGGAGGCGGCCCCCGACACGGAGGAACCCGCCCCCGAGAGACAGCCGCCCUCCGGCAAGAAGUCCAAGAAGGAGCGCGAGAAGGAGAAGGUGGAGAAGGAGAGGGAGCGCCAGGAGAAGGAGAAGCAGAAGGCCGACGUUGUGGACGCCAAACUGUUGUCCCCGGUGCCCAGUCAGGCCACCCUGCCCGGGGAGGGCAGCGAGGCGGGGGGGGACAGGGACCCGGUCCCCUUCGAGGCCAUCCCCCACCUCCUGCUGUCUGUGAGCGACCCAGAGCAGCCCGGCGUCGCUCAGCUUCUCAGCAGCCUCCGGCUGCCCUCCGUGGAACAGGUGUUGGACGGUCUGGGCUUGGGCCCCAGCGGCCCCCCCAUCCCCCCAGCCACCAUCUUCUCGGUGGUGCCCUACCCCGUGAGCAGGGGAGACCCCAGCGCCCCCUGCUCCUGCUUCACCUUCCUGACGCCCACCUCCCCCGACGACCCCCUGGACCCCGACAGGAAAGACCCUGACCUGGACACAGAGGCUCCGGGCUCCCUCGCUCCGCCCAAGGAUGAGGGGGUGACCCCUACCAAGGGCAGAGGGAAGAAGGCGGAGGUCUCCAAGGAGAGUGUGAAGGACAAGAAGAAGCCCACGGCUAAGAAGGGGGGCCGGACGGGCGAGUCUCGCUCGCCCCCCUCCAGCGCCGUCACCCCUCUCUCAGAGAACGAGCAGAGCAGUCGAUCUGGAGGCACCCAGCAGGAGCAGCCCCAGGGGCUCUCCACAUUCCGCUGGGUCGUGCCAGCCAAUGGGGAGGUGGCGCUGAAGAUCUGGUUCCACUCGACCACGCCUGGACAGUUCGACCAGACGCUCAACUUUGAGCUGCUCGGCACCAGGAGACGCUACCAGGUCAACUGUCGGGGCGUGUGUGCGUACCCCUCCAUCAGCCACGAGUACAAGACGGUGUUUGCCAACUGUAAGAGGGUCACACACCAGGAGGAGGGGCUGCAGAAGACCUACGUUGUUCGUUCCGGUCAUUAUGAGUUUGGUCCUCUGCUCUGUGGCAAGACCAGAGACAGGUACAAGGAGAGGAAGUAUCCAGAGAACAUGGAGAGGCUGGUGAUCCACAACACCUCUCCUCUGGAGGCCGAGGUCCACUUCUGCUUCCAGCACGACACCAAGGCGUCCACCUUCCUGCUGGACCCCCCGGUGAUGACCGUCAGACCCAACGAGAAGCAGGAUCUGACGGUGUGGGCGUAUCCCACCAGCCCGGGCCAGGUGGAGGACUCCCUUCUGUGUCUGGUCAAGGAGAACCCAGAGCCCGUCCUGUUCCGCCUCUCCUGCCAUGGCGUCCGCCCCGAGCUGGAGCUGGAGCGCAAACAGCUGCACUUCGACAAGAUCCUGGUGCACAGUAAGGACACUCGCAGCCUGGUCCUGCGGAACCACACAGCCCUGCCAGCCGCCUGGCGUCUGAGCGGCCUGGAGGUGCUGGGGGACGAGUUCAGCGUGUCCCAGGACCAGGGCAUCAUCCUGCCCCAGUCGGAGUUCAGCUUGCAGAUGCACUUCAGAGCCCUGAAGCCCAUCAACCUCAAGAGGGCCAUCCGCCUGGAGGUGUCAGAUGUAGAGAACAUUUUGGGUAUCGUCCACACAGAGAACAUCCAGAUCAUCGCAGAAGCGUACGACGUAGCGUUGGACAUCACCUUUCCCAAAGGGGCAGACGGCGGGCUGGACUUUGGGACCCUUAAGGUGUCGGAGGAGGUCAAGCUGUCUGUGAACCUGAAGAACAAAGGCAAAUACGAGAUUGCAUUCAAGUUCAUGCUGGAGUCCACCUACCCCUCCCAGCCAGAUCUGAACCAGAUCUUCACCAUCUCCCCCCUGAAGGGCCCCCUCUACCCUGCCGACAGGCCCACCUGCAUCCAGCUAGUCUUCAGGCACAACAAGGAAGUUUCCAUUAAAGAGCAGCCAAUCCUACGCUGCCAGGUGAUUGAGCCCAACCUUGGAGAGGGAGGCGAGACCAUCGCCAUCAUCCCUAUCAAGGUGUCGGUCCAGUCCCUGUUCUCCAAGUACAGCAUCCUGCCCUCCAACGACAUCAACUUCGGCCCCUUGAUCUACGGCUGUAAGAAGACCCAGAGCUUCACCAUCGAGAACAAGGGAGACUUUGAGAUCCGCUUCAGCAUCAGCAGGAUGUCCAAGGACCUCCCUGUUCAUUCUCAGAGGAGAGGCAUUGUGACCAAGAGAUCGUCCAGAGAGAGCCACUCAGCCAAGCCUCCCACCAGUAACAAAGUGAGGCGCACUGACUCCGUCCAGAAAGACAUGACCGUGACCAUGCAGGCCAGGCUGACCGUGGGGGUAUUCACGGUGGCCCCUGGCUUCGGGACCCUGGCCCCCGGGGGCCAGCAGGUGGUGACAGUGGACUGCCUGGCAGAGCAGGCCGGGCGCUGGCAGGAGUGUCUGGCUGUCGACAUCAGCGACCGAGACCCUGCUGACCACCCUGGAGGCAUCCCCUACCGCCUGGUGGCUGAGAUCUGCAUGACAGGUAUCAACUGUAAGGACAUGGCGUCCAUCUUUGAGGAGCACCGCCUGUGUCCCACCGCCAGCCUGCUGCAGUGCGAGCCGUUCUGCCACGCGGACGGCGUCUACAUCCUGGACGAGAACAGGUUCGUCUUCAACAACGUCCUGGUCGGCCAGCCGGCCACGGCCCGCUUCCGCCUCACCAACAUGGGCAAGGUGCCCUGCGAGCUCAGCUUGGCCGUCAGGUCUGUCAGCACCAAGGUGCCCAUGCGCAAUGUGGAGGUGUUUGAGGUGGCUCCGACCAAGGUGUGCAUCCCUAGCCACUCCCACAUCUUUGCUGUGGUGACCUUUGCCCCCCAGUCCAUGCAGACCUACCAGGCUGUCUUUGAGGCCUCUCUAGAAGGAGCUACCAGCCUGUUGCCCAUGGCUAAGUCCAGACCCUUGGUGUUUGACCUGGCCGGCGAGGGGAACCUGCCCAGCGUGACGGUGGUGCGUCCGGCCCUCAGGACCAGCCGAGGAGAACCCCUGCUGCAGUUCAGACACCUUCUGGGCACACACACACCCUCCCAGACUCUGCUGCUGAACAACGACAGCAACAUACCCGCACAGGUACACAUGGAUCUUCUGGAUAAGAUGGGUGUGUUUACGCUCAGGGCUACUCCUAACACGCCUGGCUGCACCUUCUCCUCCUCACGCCUAGAGGGCCCCGCAGGCACAGAGGGCGCGGUGGCCCACAGCGCCUCCCUGAGGCUGGGGGUAGGGCAGCAGGCCGAGUUUGAGGUGGGCUUCAUCCCUGCCCAGCCCCUCCAGGUGACCGCUAGCAUCAGUCUGCAGGUGGAGGACAACCCGUUCGAAGACACUCUCAUCUGCCUUCAGGCGGAGGGUUACCGCGACGACAUCACCCUCACCAACAUCAGCAACCUAGCCCUACAGGACGAGGAAGCAGCCAAUGGGUGCCAGCAGGUGCUGCAGUUUGGCGACUGCCACGUGGGCCGCUCCUACCAGCAGAGCUUCACCAUGUCCAACCUGAGCUCCAGCCACGUGGUGCGCUUCUCCUGGCCCAGCGAGCCGGCCCAGCUCAGCUUCUCCCCCGGCGUGGGCCACCUCCACGCCGGCUGCUCCAAGGACGUCACCGUCACCCUGUGCUCCCAGCAGCCCCUGCAGCUGAGUCGGGCGCUGGCGAGGUGCUCGCUAAGCAGGUUGGAGUUCCAGCAGCCCGUGGAGCAGGUGGCGGACUGGGACGACCGGCGGCGCACCGUCCACUGGCUGGACGCCGGCAGGGAGGCGGGGCAGAGGCAGCCUGCCAAGAAGAAGGUGGUUGAGACAGACCCAGAGCCGUGCUGCUCUGUAGUGGAGAACUCCCAGAGGGAUCUGGAACUGUGUGUCAGUGCUGUGUGUGACUACGCCAAGUUCUCCUGCAGCACGGAGCCCAUCCGCUUCAGAGACACUCUGCUCUACCAAACCCGGGUAUUCCAACUCCCGAUGGAGAACCAGGGUUCUGUUGAGCUGGAGUUCUCCUGGCAGGUCCUCAUGGACAGAUCUGGAAAGACUAUGGGCUUUCAUCACCAAGGCGUGACCCCAGGCUCCGGCCGGAGCAGCGUGUCAGCUCUGCGUCCGGCCAGCGCGCUGGGCAGCGUGUCGGCCCUGCUGCUCGGAGACCCAGAGCUGCCUCCCUUCUCAGUGGAGCCCAGCUCUGGCACCAUCCGGCCUGGGGACACACACACUCUCCUCAUCCGCUUCUCCCCCCUGGAGGUGGCUGAGUACCAGGCCAGGCUGGUCUGCAGCAUCCCUAACCUGAAGGAUGAACUGGCUCCCAACAUGGAGGUGGCUGGUCGGAGUCUCCUCCCCUACUGCCACUUCCACCUGGAGGACUCAGACUACCUCAGCAGCCACAGACGCAGUCUGGAGCUGCGCGGUCCACACGGAGCCCCUCCCAGGGAGCCCCUGCACCCCAGCACACGCACCAUCCAGUUCACCUCCGUCGGCCUCGGGCCCCACGUCACCAGAAGGUUCAGUGUGGUGAACCCAACCAACAAGACCUACUCCUUCCAGUGGAGGUGUGAGGACUCCAGCCCUCUGCCCUUCCGCUGCCUCGUCCCCCAGAAGAGCAUCCAGCCUGGGAAGAAGGUGGAGUUGGGGUUUGAGUUUGUUGCGGAGCAGCUGGAGACGGUGGAGUCGUUCUGGAGCUUCCUGAUCCCAGAGCUGUCCCUGUCGGUGCCCUUCCUGCUGGUGGGCUCGGCCAGCGACCCUCUGGUCUACCUGGACUGUGCCUACCUCAACAUGGGGCACCUUCUGCAAGGCUGCAGGGUGGAGCACACGGUGCUGGUGGUGAACGAGGAGGAGCAGCCGUUCUCCUUCUCCAUCCUGGAGACGUCUCGCCACUCCCAGGGCUUCCAGGACAGCCUGCUGGUGCAGCCCAUGACGGGAAUCCUGCCCCCUAAACACAGGCUGCCCCUGGUGGUGUCCUUUACGCCCAGCCAGGAGGGCCUGGUGACCUUCAACCUGGUGCUGCAGAUCCGGGGGAAGGUGGAGCCCCUGAGGCUGAACGUGAAGGCGGAGGGCUUCACCCUGAGUGCCUGUGUCGUCCUGCAAGGCCCCGAGGGGGACCUCACUGAGCUGGCCCCCACACACACACACACGCUCAACUUCAGAGAGGUGGAGCUCCGUGACGAGUCGUCCUGGUUGUUCCUGGUGUCCAACCACGGAAGGUUCAACCUGGAGGUUGAGUUUGAUCUCUGGGGCAGCGCUGAGCUGCGGAGGCAGCUGCAUGUGGAGCCAGAGAGGGCCGCUGUGGAGGUGGGCCAGCAGAUGAGCUGCACCCUCACCUUCUCACCUCUGCAGACGUGUGUCCUCAGGGACGUGGGACUGAACAUCAGGGUGACGAACGGUGCUGUGUUCAGCGUGGCCCUGGCGGGCUCGUCCGUGCCCCCUGGCCUGGACUUCUCCUACCUCAAACAUGACUUUGGCAUGAGCUUCAUCUACUGCCCUGGCAUGGUGCCCCCCUCCAGCACGCUCUGCAUCAGCAACAAAGGACUGAGGGCCGCCAGUCUGGACUGUCAGUUCCAGACCUCAGCCUACCUGGAGGUGAGUUUCCAGCCCCAGGUGCUGCCCCCUGGAGGCAGCUUGCAGGUGCCCAUCACCUUCUACCCUCGCGAGGCCAGACGCUACCGCGACUCGCUGCUCUUCACCAUCAACGCCUGCACCAAGCAGCACGUCGAAAUCCUGGGACAAGGCGUAGAGAUGAAGGUGGAGCUGGUUGACCCCAGCCAGCGCCAGGUGAACCUGGGUGCUCUGCUGGUGGGUCAGAAGAGCAGGAAGAUCAUCCCCUUGGUGAACAACAGCCCCUCAGCCCUGACCCUGACCCUGCUGCUGCACACCAGCACACCAGCCCUGCUGGACGCCAGGGUGAUGUCAGUCAGCCCAGCAGCAGAAGUGACCCUGGCUCCCGGGGGCCGCUGCGUGGCCGAGAUCCUCUUCUGUCCCCGCCAGCGGGUGGAGCCCUUCCGGGUCGAGCUGCAGGCGGAGUCCCUGGGCGUGCUGCGCCCCCUGGUGGAGUUGACGGGCUGCUGCCAGGGGGUGGAGGUCAGCCUGGACCAGGACUUCCUGCCGUUCGGGGCCGUCGCCCAGCGCUGCUCGGCCACGCGACGCAUCAUCAUGACCAACACCGGAGACAUCGGGGUCAGGUUCCAGUGGGACGUGAAGAGGUUUGCCCCGGACUUCUCCAUCUCCCCAGCGGAGGGCUACCUGAGCGGGGGGCAGGAGGUGUCCCUCCUGGUGACCUUUGCCCCCCUGGAGCUCAGCUCCGAGCUGCGCUACAACCGCCUGCCCUGCUCCGUGGAGGGCUCCGCGCCCCUCACCCUCACCCUGGCCGGCUCCUGCAUCCCCCCCCCGGUCAACAAGGAUGUGGUGACGUUCUCCUGCCAGGUGCGUGGGCAGCAGACCCAGAGUGUGAGUCUGUCUAACCGGACGGCCCAGCGCUGGAGCCUGCGGCCCGCCAUCGAGGGGGAGCACUGGAGCGGGCCGCCCUCCCUCACCCUGGAGCCCCACCAGAGCGGCACCUAUGACAUCAUCUACCGGCCCCUCGUCAUGACCGCCGACGGCAAGAAACAUCAGGGGUCAGUGUUCUUCUCCUUCCCUGACGGGACGGGUCUGCUGUACCUGCUGCAGGGCACGGCCGACCCCCCCAAGGCGGUGUCCACCAUCAGCCAAGAGCUGCCCUGCAAGACCCACUACACCCAGCUGGUGCCUGUCCACAACUGGCUGGCCAAGCCUCAGAGGUUCCGAGCGCUGGUGGACGUCAUGAAGCCUGAGAAGGUGGACAGCACAGUGACCCUGAAGGGGCUGGACUAUGUGGAUGUCCCUGCGCUGGCCACAACAGACUACAAGAUCUCCUUCUUCACCUACAAGGAGGGCGUGUACAACGCUAAGGUGACGUUCCGCAACGAGGUGUCUGGGGAGUACCUGUUCUACUUCCUGAACCUGCGGGCCACGCCCCCCGGCGUGAUGAGCAGCGUGGAGAUGACCACGCCCGUCCGCCAGACGGCCUCCGCCUCCGUCACCCUGGACAACCCCCUCCCUGGCACCCUGAGCUUCACUGCAGAGUGCCGCUGCCCUGACGUCAGCCUGCCUCCACAGCUGUCUGUCCCUGGCCUGGCUAAGGGCACUCUGACUUUUGAGUACCAGCCCCUCCGUGCGGGGGAGAGCUCGACUCGCCUGGUGGUCCAGAACAGCGAGCUGGGCUACUUCAACUACGAGCUGCUGCUGCGGGCGCUGCCCGCCCCCCCGGAGAAGCCCCUCCUCUUCCGGGCCGCGCUGGGCGCCGCCCACUACCUCUCCGCCCGCUUCACCAACUACUCCCGCGUCAAAGCAGAGUACAGCUGGAAGACGGACUGCCAGGACUUCACCGUAGAGAAGAACAUCCACGCCGCUGCAGGUUACCAGGCUGGCUCCGAGGCCAGCGUGGAGGUGUGCUUCGAGCCCAGCCGGCUGGGAGAGGUGCGGGCCACGCUCACCCUCUCCUCAGCGUUCGGGGGCGAGUACGUGUUCCCCCUGUACGGCACCUGCACCCCCCCCAGGGCCCAGGGCCCCUUCCCCAUCCGCUCCGGCUCCAGCGUGUCCAUCCCCUUCAAGAACGUCUUCCUGCAGACCACAGCCUUCUCCUUCCAGGUGGACAACCCAGCCUUCACCGUGAAAGGGGUGGAGACCAUCCGGCCCAAGAAGACCCACAACAUCCUGGUGAUGUUCGAGGGCUCCCCGACCGGAGCCCGGGGGAAGCUCACCAUCUCCAGCCCUCGCUCCGAGGGCCACGGCCAGGCUGUCAGCUGGGUGUUCUACCUGCGGGGGUACUGCCCUGAGCUGGGCCAGACCAGGGACAAGAGCUAGGGAACACACACACCUCACACACAUCUGUCUCUCUCACACACACACACACCUCACA
Molecule: messenger RNA, 15224 nt
Organism: Osmerus eperlanus (European smelt)
Lineage: Eukaryota; Metazoa; Chordata; Actinopteri; Osmeriformes; Osmeridae
Gene: hydin
Product: HYDIN axonemal central pair apparatus protein
Exons: 85
Coding region: 29-15169 (5046 amino acids)
Biological process (GO): cilium movement; axonemal central apparatus assembly
Cellular component (GO): axoneme
Source: RefSeq, a predicted model, not a curated record